GGGGAGUUAGACGGGGAUGUUGUACAUCGUGUUGGAGUGGCUUGGGCCAAAUGGCGGUUGGCCUCAGGGGUGUUAUGUGACCCAAAGAUUUCGCCCAGAAUGAAAGGUAAGUUCUACCGAUCCGUAGUCAGACCUUCUAUGUUAUACGGGGCAGAGUGUUGGGCGGUUAAGAAGACUCAUAUGCGUCGUCUGCAUGCGGCGGAGAUGCGGAUGUCACGAUGGAUGUGUGGGAAGACAAGGUUGGAUAGGAUUUCGAACGAAGUUAUCCGACGUCAGGUAGGCAUGACGCCGGUGGAAGAUAAGUUACAGGAAGCGAGGUUGAGAUGGUUUGGGCAUGUGAGACGGCGGGAUGCUGAUGCCCCUGUACAGAGGUGCGAGAGGAUCACGGUUAUCGGGAGAAGUAGGGGAAGGGGUAGACCUAGGAAGAAUUGGAAGGAGGUGAUUAGGCAGGAUUUAGGACUUCUCACCCUGACUGAGGAUAUGGCUUUAGACAGAAACCUUUGGAGGACUAGGAUUAAAGUAGCUGGUUAGAAGCUAGAUGCUGCAGAGGUUUUUUGGUAGUGUGUUGUGUUUGAUUGGAAUCUUCUAUUUUUGCUUGCUGGACUUUCAUUUCAUUGUACUUGGUGCUUUAUCCUGUUAUAUCAUGUUAUAUCCUGCUAUCACGUUAUAUUGUGUUCCCUACAAUAUUUUUUGUGCAGGUUGAGCCGGGGGUCUCUUGGAAACAGCCUCCCUACUUCCGAGUAGGGGCAAGGUAUGCGUACACACACCCUCCCCAGACCCUACUGUAGUGGAAUUCAACUGGCUUGUUGUUGUUGUUCAUAAAAAUUAACCCAGGAU
Molecule: messenger RNA, 837 nt
Organism: Cuscuta campestris
Lineage: Eukaryota; Viridiplantae; Streptophyta; Magnoliopsida; Solanales; Convolvulaceae
Source: the annotation of a GenBank genome assembly